AUGUCAGCGGGCCCGUCAUCGGCCAAGCCGGCGCCGCCGAUGGCGCAUGCGACGGUGGAGCAGAUCAGGCAGUCCGCCUAUCGACAGUCCAAGGCGCAGAUCGAACAGGAGGCGAAGGCGAUUGUGGCCAUGCUCAAGAUCAACGUGCCUGCGAACAUCGGCGAGGCGUUUUAGGCGAUAGCCCAGAAGCGAAGCCUGGGAGCGCAUCUGAAGGUAGGCGGGGUGCGAAAUGGAGAAAGAGGGAUGCUCUCACACGGUGGGUAGGGUGGUGUUUGUAUGUGUGUGUGGGGAUGUCUGCAGCGGUCGGAGCUGCUGGCGUUGGUCAAGUUCAUCGGCAAGGACGCGUUGCACAUGAAGGUGAUGUACGAGGCGGACGGCAGAUCUGUGCUCCAAUGGCUACCGGAGUCGCAACAUUGAUGAGCUGAAGCGUCAGGAGCGAGGCCAGCAGCGACAGCUUUUGGCUGAGGGUGCAGAUCACUGGUGAGGUGACCAGAUGGAGGCGGGGGAAGAGAACACCGAGAAUACACACGGCUCUCUCGUUAUGCGUGUGUGUCUAUGCAGGUUGCGAAGGGGAUGUCAUUGCGCCUUGAGGCAUUGGCCGUGGCAGAUCAAUUCAUUGCCGGUGAGAGAAAGCGCCGAGCGGGCAGGAGGGUGCGCGUGCAUUGGCGUGUGGGUGUGCCUGUCAGACGUGUGCUUCAACGGGGAAGGACGUCGAUUUCCGACGAGUGCAGCCAUGGUCGACAGACAUGUGAGGGGCGACGCGCCGCCUCGUCGAGGUGAGCGAAUGCACGGUCGAGCUGGCAGAUGGCGAACCCCGCUCAUCGUCCGUUUGUGUGUGUGUGUCAGGUGGCGAACAUUUGGCGAUAAGAGUGUGCGCAGCGAUGGAGGGUUGCGAGAGGGUGGCGAUAUAG
Messenger RNA from Vitrella brassicaformis, 911 nucleotides. The record is from the annotation of a GenBank genome assembly. Lineage: Eukaryota; Vitrellaceae.